This is a messenger RNA of Adineta ricciae, 1935 nucleotides long. The record is from the annotation of a GenBank genome assembly. NCBI's taxonomy places the organism in Eukaryota, Metazoa, Rotifera, Eurotatoria, Adinetida, Adinetidae.
AUGAUUUUUCAAGCUUUACUAGUUCUCCUACUCUGCGUCUGUCAAACUCAAGCUGAUGGAGAAAAAACUCUGAAAAUUGACGUUUUUCCCGGUUAUGGUUGGGAUGACUUACGGUUUCUCGACAUGAAUCCAGUGUAUGAUAUAUCGAAUUUCAACGAUUCUCGAGUAUUCCAGUCAUGUGUUGAAAUCAUCCCGAUUCGUCAAAAUAGGAUUUCAUUAGGAUCGGAAUUGAUCGAUGUCUUCGACUCGCGAACAACUGAUUAUUCAUCGAAUCUGAUGAUCAGUUCGAAAGGCGGCUAUCUAACGUUUCGAAUCGGUGGUUCUUAUUCAUCGGAAUAUCAGAAUGUAAAACGACAGCAAGGCGAAGAGCAAACGAUAACUCUUCGCAAUCAAAUUGAUUACCUCAUGGUUGAAGUCUUACUCAAAUCAUCAUGUCCACUGAAUCCACAAAUGAAAUACGAUCUCAUGGAAAUAUCGACAUAUUUAGAAAAUGAACAAACAGAAAUGGCUACAUACGCUGCACAGAUGUUUGUAAGAAACUAUGGAACUCAUGUGACCAAUCGUAUACAUUUAGGUGGCUCACUUAUCGAAGAGGAUUUCAUCUACAAUAGUAACUAUCAAUUCAACGAAGAGACUAAACGUAGUUAUCAUGCCGCGGCUGAAGCAUCAUUCUUUAGCACGUUCAGUAUAUCCGGAAAAUUCGCGUAUAGUUCAACAUCGAUCGAUAAUAGUACCGAAGGUUUGAAAAAGACUAUCAAACGCAGAAUGAUACAAACGAAAGGCGGCAAAGUAUCUUUACUAGAAAAUUCGAUGAACACUUGGCAAGCAACAGUUGAAACUGAUCCGGUUAUUGUUCGACGUGCGGUAGAGAAUAUAACAAUCAACAUUGUUUCAAAUAAAAUUCCCGAACUGUCCGAAACUGCAUUGCUACGUGUGCGCGAGAAGAUUGCUCAAGCUAUUGACACGUAUGUUCAAAUGAAUGUGUGCGGCGGAUGUAUGAACCGAAGUUCACCAUCGUUCAAUUGGAUUGCUAAUGUCGAUGAUAGUUCUUGUGCACCGGCUGAAACGAAUGCUCAGUUUGGAGGUUUUAUUCGUACUUGCACUGAAGAUCGACGUUUAGCACAGAGAUGCGGCCAAUAUAAUAUGAAGAAUUUCUACACACAAACGUUUGAAUGUCCAUCUGGUUUCAAUCAAUAUCUUAUUCAUCAAUCAGUUCAAACGGAAACUGUUUAUAGAGAAGAAUGUCGACGUUGCGACCUGUACACAAGACGGUGCUGCAAAGAUAUUCCCGAUGGCGUUGGUCGACGUGAAAUAAAAUUAUUUCUUUGCAAUAGCAAAACUAUGCUACGCGAUUCAUUAUCAGGACUUCUAUCGGUUUCUAACAGAUAUGUAUACGGUGGUUCGUAUACAUCAGUACGAGCGAAUCCAAUCACUGGGAUGCAUAAGUGUCCCAACGAUCAAUUUAAAGCAGUUCAAGUGACUUCCGAUUUAAUAGUAUGUUUAGCCGAUCAAGUAUUUGAUACGAGAAAUUUACCUCAUUAUGGCGGCAUGUUUUCAUGCUCCCAAGGAAACGUAAUACUUCCUUCGGCAGCAAAACAAUGUCUACAUGGUUAUAGUUCAUAUGUUAUGGGUGCUAUUGAAAAUGAUUGUCCUCUAUAUGUAUGUUUAAAGUUCGACAAGAUGCCAGAGAUGCAAAAGUUGCCAUCGAUUAUUUUGCCACCAUUCUAUCCUAUUUCGACGAAGAAUCAAACAAAAGUAGUCAUCAGUCGAACGAAUACGAUCGAUUCGCAGAGCGAAACUUCGACCCCAUCCACACGGAAAAGUGAUCAUACCACAUUGGGUCUUUCAAUCGCAGGCUUGGUCGUCGCGUUAAUCACAACUAUUGCAUUCAUCAUUUUUCGUAUUCGAAGAAGUGCACGUUAUAAUAGCCUCUAG